Messenger RNA from Plasmodium coatneyi, 195 nucleotides. RefSeq names its product SICA antigen. NCBI's taxonomy places the organism in Eukaryota, Apicomplexa, Aconoidasida, Haemosporida, Plasmodiidae. The coding region runs from base 1 to 195 and encodes 64 amino acids. The transcript has a single exon. The record is from RefSeq and is a predicted model, not a curated record.
AUGAAAAAAAGUGUAGGUCGACGCACGAUUAUUGAUAUUCAUUUAGAAGUCUUAGACGAAUGUCAAAAAGGGGACUUGCAUUUGACGAAGGAAAACUUUUUUGAAAUUUUGGUUCAAGAAUUUAUGGGAAGCAAAUUUAUAAAAGACAAAAAUGUUCCUAAGGUAGAUGUCCCUAUGGAACAGAUUCCAUGUUGA